Messenger RNA from Fibroporia radiculosa, 609 nucleotides. RefSeq lists its product as uncharacterized. The coding region runs from base 1 to 609 and encodes 202 amino acids. The record is from RefSeq and is a predicted model, not a curated record. Gene Ontology annotation, molecular function: phosphatidylinositol binding. Lineage: Eukaryota; Fungi; Basidiomycota; Agaricomycetes; Polyporales; Fibroporiaceae. The transcript is spliced from 5 exons.
AUGGAGACAUACUUAUUCGACCCGGGUGACCUCUCGGAUCUCAUGCCUUCAGGCUCCGCAGUCACGCCUCCAACAUCAACACUUUACUUUUGUAUUCGAAUCCGCUUCGACUGGGCUUGGGCUUCCUCCAUUGCAAUGACUUCUAGGAUGCCAUCAUCUCCCCCGCGCGACUCGGAACAGCGGAGAGUGCCCUCUUCUCCUUCCAUCACCCAUCCGUUUGAAAAUGCGCAAGGACUUCUCGUCAUACUUCCGGACAAGAUUGACGUCGAGGAAGAGGCGCGGCUUUACGAGGAACUUUGCGACACCCCCAUCAACAUUCCGCCGAGACGUCCAGCCUCACCUGUACAUGCACCAUCGGUCUUCUCGCGAGACAUCUGGCUAGGUGAUAAUUCGGGCGAAAGUCUCGCUUUCGCGCGAGAAGUAGAGGUGGUUGGUUGGACGAGCGUCGGCGAUAAGCGCGGCGGAGCGUACAUCGUGUACGAUUGUGCUGUAAAGACUAAGGAGGGGACCGUCAUUCAUGUCCAUAAGCGAUACAGUGCAUUUGUAGAAUUGUACACCAGGCUCCGCACUGCACUCCCCGUGAGUCAUGGUCAACUAUCGCUCUUCUGA